Messenger RNA from Notolabrus celidotus (New Zealand spotty), 1394 nucleotides. It is a transcript of the gene evx2, whose product is annotated as even-skipped homeobox 2. The coding region runs from base 1 to 1236 and encodes 411 amino acids. The transcript has 3 exons. The record is from RefSeq and is a predicted model, not a curated record. Lineage: Eukaryota; Metazoa; Chordata; Actinopteri; Labriformes; Labridae. Gene Ontology annotation, biological process: regulation of transcription by RNA polymerase II. Gene Ontology annotation, molecular function: DNA-binding transcription factor activity, RNA polymerase II-specific; RNA polymerase II cis-regulatory region sequence-specific DNA binding. Gene Ontology annotation, cellular component: nucleus.
AUGAUGGAGAGGAUAAGAAAAGAGAUGAUAUUGAUGGAGAGAGGGUUGCACAGUCCGGUCGCAGGGAAGAGGCUCGCCGACAACACGCCGGGAAACUCAGUGUUGGAGGCCCUGGAGAACUCGCAGCACAGCGGACGGCUCAGCCCGAGAAUAACUUCGGCUCAGCUCCAUGGAAAUCUCGGGGACAUCCCGACGAAAAGCAAAUUUGAGAUUGACAGUCUUUUCGGGACGCACCACAACAGCGAAAACAGCUCCUCGGCAGAAAUCUCCUCUUCAGAAAGCAGGAAGAAGAUGAGCCUUUAUUCUGAAGUUUCUCCAGAUUCAGAUAUUAACAGUGAUGUGGAGGUGGGAUGCCCUUCGCAUCGCUCCCCGAGCCAGCACAAGGAAAACAACAAAGGGUUUUCAGACUCCGGCUCAUCAGGCUCCAACUCCCUCGCGAAUAUGAACGGUAACUCGGGAGGAUCAAACAAUUCUAACUCAGACCAAGUGAGACGAUAUCGGACAGCUUUCACCAGAGAACAGAUCGGAAGACUGGAAAAAGAGUUUUACAGGGAAAAUUAUGUUUCCAGGCCGAGAAGAUGUGAAUUAGCUGCUGCGCUAAAUCUGCCCGAAACGACCAUUAAGGUGUGGUUCCAAAACAGGCGGAUGAAGGACAAACGGCAGCGUUUGGCGAUGUCCUGGCCCCAUCCCGCAGACCCCAGCUUCUACACCUACAUGAUGACGCACGCGGCAGCUACAGGAAGCCUACCUUACCCUUUCCACUCGCACAUGCCUCUACAUUACUACCCGCACGUCGGUGUCACUGCAGCAGCAGCCGCCGCGGCCGCCACCAGUGCCGCCUCGUCACCUUUUGCCACCUCCAUCCGGCCCCUCGACACUUUCCGGGCGCUCUCCCACCCUUACUCACGGCCGGAGCUCCUGUGCAGCUUCCGGCACCCGGGACUCUACCAGUCACCCGCAGGUCUCAACAGUUCCGCAGCAGCGUCAGCAGCCGCGGCGGCUGCAGCAGCGGCGGCGGCGGUCAGCGCGCCGCCAGCCGGGCCUUGCUCGUGCCUGAGCUGCCACAGCAGCCAGGCCGCGAGCGCACUCGGCGCCAGGAGCGCCAGCGCUGACUUUACCUGCACAGCUUCCGGGCAGAGAUCCGAGAGUGGAUUUCUGCCGUACUCUGCUGCUGUUCUCAGCAAGACCUCAGUCCCAUCACCAGACCAGCGAGAGGAAAGUUCACUCAACAGAUAACUCGACAUGCAGAACAUACGAGAGGGUCUUUUUUUGUUUAAGUCUUAUUUUGAGGGAUCAAAACACACUUGAAAUUCUUAAGCAGCACUAAAAAAUUAAACACAUAAAAGACAUUAAGGUUAAUUAAAAAAAAAUCCAAAAAACUCUUUCUACUGUAU